Messenger RNA from Candidozyma haemuli, 1662 nucleotides. RefSeq names its product sugar porter family MFS transporter. NCBI's taxonomy places the organism in Eukaryota, Fungi, Ascomycota, Pichiomycetes, Serinales, Metschnikowiaceae. The transcript has a single exon. The record is from RefSeq and is a predicted model, not a curated record. Gene Ontology annotation, molecular function: carbohydrate:proton symporter activity. Gene Ontology annotation, cellular component: plasma membrane. Gene Ontology annotation, biological process: transmembrane transport; carbohydrate transport. The coding region runs from base 1 to 1662 and encodes 553 amino acids.
AUGUCUCGUGACGAAAACAUCUCCUCGGGUGUUCAAACACCCACCAACGAUUCCCUCUUGGAUAAGUCUAUCCAGGAACAGAAAAACGAUGACUCCUUGGAUGACCUUCCAGAGUUGCCAAAGAAGUCUGCUUCCGAAUACAUUGUGGUUGCAACUUUAUGUUUCUUGGUCGCUUUUGGUGGUUUUGUCUUUGGUUUCGAUACCGGUACCAUUUCCGGUUUUGUCAAUAUGGAUGACUUCAAAGAAAGGUUUGGUCAGCUUAACGGUUCUGGCGAGUACUACUUGAGUGAUGUGAGAACAGGUUUGAUGGUUUCCAUCUUCAAUGUCGGUUGCGCCAUUGGUGGUAUUUUUAUUUGCAGAGUCGGUGACGUUUACGGUAGAAGAAUUGGUAUUAUGUUUGCCAUGGUUAUCUACAUUGUGGGUAUUGUGAUCCAGAUUGCUUCCCAGGAUGCCUGGUACCAGUACUUUAUUGGUAGACUCAUUACUGGUUUGGCUGUCGGUACCGUUUCUGUCAUUUGUCCACUUUUCAUUUCCGAAGUGUCUCCAAAGCAAAUUAGAGGUACUUUGGUCUGCUGCUUCCAGUUGUGUAUCACCUUGGGUAUCUUCUUGGGUUACUGCACCACUUACGGCACCAAAACUUACGAUGACUCCAGACAAUGGAGAAUCCCAUUGGGUUUGUGUUUUGCCUGGGCCAUCAUGUUGGUGGUCGGUAUGGUUUCCAUGCCUGAGUCUCCAAGAUACUUGGUUGAGAAGGCCAGAAUCGAAGACGCCAAAACCUCCAUCGCCAGAUCCAACAAGGUUUCUGUUGAAGACCCUGCUGUGUACACUGAAAUCCAGCUUAUCCAGGCUGGUAUUGACCGUGAGAAGCUCGCUGGUAACGCUUCUUGGAUGGAAUUGAUCACCGGUAAGCCAAAGAUCUUCAGAAGAGUCAUCAUGGGUAUUAUGCUUCAAUCUUUGCAACAGUUGACCGGUGACAACUAUUUCUUCUACUACGGUACCACCAUCUUCAAGGCUGUCGGAUUGCUGGACUCUUUCCAAACCUCCAUCAUUUUGGGUGUGGUGAACUUUGCAUCCACCUUCUUGAACAUUUACCUCAUUGAGCGUUUGGGUAGAAGAGUGUGUCUCUUGGCUGGUUCCGCCAGUAUGUUUGUGUGUUUCGUGAUUUACUCCGUCUUGGGUUCUGUCAACUUGUACAUUGACGGUUACGACAACACCGAAGAGAACACCAGAAAGCCAACCGGUAACGCCAUGAUCUUCAUCACCUGCUUGUACAUCUUUUCGUUUGCUUCCACUUGGGCAGGUGGUUGUUACUGCAUCAUCUCUGAGACUUACCCAUUGAGAAUCAGAGCCAAGGCCAUGUCUGUGGCCACUGCUGCCAACUGGAUGUGGGGAUUCUUAAUUUCCUUCUUCACUCCGUUCAUCACAUCCGCCAUUCACUUCUAUUAUGGUUUUGUUUUCACCGGCUGCUUGUUGUUCUCCUUCUUCUACGUGUACUUCUUUGUCUAUGAGACAAAGGGUCUUUCCUUGGAAGAAGUUGACGAGAUGUACGCCUCCGGUGUUUCUGCCUGGAAGUCUGCCGACUGGGUUCCUCCAUCGACCGCCCACAUGGCCCACGCCACAGGCUACGCUGCCGACGAAAAGCCAGUCGACGAGCAAGUUUAA